This is a messenger RNA of Loa loa (African eye worm), 1347 nucleotides long. RefSeq lists its product as hypothetical. Bases 1 to 1275 code for a protein of 424 amino acids. The record is from RefSeq and is a predicted model, not a curated record. The transcript has 10 exons. Lineage: Eukaryota; Metazoa; Nematoda; Chromadorea; Rhabditida; Onchocercidae.
AUGCAAACAACACGUUCAUUGGAUGAAAGCCGUCGUCGAAGUGGCGUCUUUUACGUAGGUCACGGACGACGUGAUAUCAUUCACUGCGGAUUGCGUUCAAUCACCUACACAUCUCGGGAUUAUUGGCGCCCUCAUUCGACCCAUUGUACCAGUUCACGACGAUUGAUUCCCAGUACAACAAAUGAUCAUACUCAUCAAAUUAACGAUAUUACCGGAGCAACUGGAAAUGUAAAUCAGUUUGCAGCUACCAUCGAAUCUCCGGAAAAUGUCAAUUCAUCUGCAAAUACAUCGAGUCAUAAAUCACAAGUAACACGAACAUUUCAUAAUGGAGCAUUACGUACUAACCGUACGUGGCGUGGUAACGUAAUAACACGUUCAGGAAAUCAUACGGCUUGUUCUGAAUCCAAUUCUCAAAGUUUAACAGAACAUGCUAUUAAUAACGAAAACGUACCUCAUGCAACUAAUAGUGCUAUAGUAUCACAUAUUACUAAUAAUGGAAUUUCAAAUCAAAGAAAAGGCAAACUUCCAAUCAUUUAUGUUGCACCAGCAGGGACCAUUUCAAUUUUGCUUGAUAAAGGUGUCGCCAUUGAGGUGGCCGUUGAUCGAGCUAUUCGAGUCCUUUGUCACGAUAAAUUUUCGGCAGUAUGCAAUGCUCGUGGUAGUAAUUCAUGCAUAUUGCAUAAAAAAGCUCGUAUCUUCCAGCAGGAUGAAAAAGUUUUUUGCAAUUUUGGAUCAUCCGUAUUAGCAAACGAGAAAGCAGCAGUAUUCGGUACACACGGUGUAUUAUUCACGAUGUCACAUCUUAGUGAAGCUUAUUUGGUAUCUUCAACAGUUGUUAAAGGGACCUUAUCCAUUUCCCUUGGACGUUUACAGUUCCCAAGUUUAGAUUAUGAUUUCACUGUACGCAUGUUUUUCACUGAAUCACAAAAUGGUGAUCAGUUCACAGAAUUAUGUAAUACAAUCGUACAGGAAGCUCGUUAUGGAACACGUGACGAUGGUACUCUCACGCUUACCAUUAACGGAGUUUACAUAAAGCAAGAUGAACGUGGUGACGUAGAGGUCAAUUGUCGUCCAAAGCAUAUUAGUUGCUCACCGUCUGAUGGUAUCAUACAUGUACGUACUAAUAUGGUUGAUAUGGCUGUUCAGCAAGAUGAUAAGGCAUUUGUGAAGAGAGGAUUGAAACGUGUCCAUGUGAGUCGUAGUGGAAUGGUUGUCUCCGAUGGUAAUUGCAUCACAUCAAUGGAUCAUUUUGGAAAUAUCGUCUCAUCAACAUGAACAAUAAUCAUUUAUUUGAUUAUUAUUGUUAUUAUCAUUAUCACUACUAUCACUAUCACUAUUAUAAUAACC